AUGUCCAGUGGAGUGUGUGUGUGUUGUGUGUCUGUGCUCGUUGUGCUGAGCUGCAUUACAGCCAAACCAGUGUCCACAGAUUUACAGAGUUUGAAGCAGCUGUUGGAGGAGGAACUGAACCCUGGACCUUUUUACGCGGAGGACGCGGACGCGGCGGAUGAGCGCGCGGACAGGUCGGUGUUCGGGGUUCCGGAGGGGGGUCGGUUCCGGUGGGACACCGUAACGGAGCCCAUAACGGACACCGGGAACUCGGCGCCGGACAGAGCAGACCUGCUGGCGCGUCUGUUCAAGGACCUGAUGAGGACCACCAAGCGGUCCUGGACCAGGUCCAAGAAGGGCGGCAUGAGGAGCUGCUUCGUGGUUCGGCUGGAGAGGAUCGGUUCGUUCAGCGGGUUGGGAUGCUGA
Sphaeramia orbicularis (orbiculate cardinalfish) is the source of this 405-nucleotide messenger RNA. RefSeq names its product natriuretic peptide A-like (gene nppal). Bases 1 to 405 code for a protein of 134 amino acids. Gene Ontology annotation, cellular component: extracellular region. Gene Ontology annotation, molecular function: hormone activity. Gene Ontology annotation, biological process: cGMP biosynthetic process; receptor guanylyl cyclase signaling pathway. The transcript is spliced from 2 exons. The record is from RefSeq and is a predicted model, not a curated record. NCBI's taxonomy places the organism in Eukaryota, Metazoa, Chordata, Actinopteri, Kurtiformes, Apogonidae.